UCUAUCAUUUCCGGACACUGAUCUUAAUUUAGACACCUGAAAGUUUCAAACAGAAAAGAAGCGAAAAGUUUAUCUUUUGUUUAAUGUUACAAAGAACAAUAUUAUUAUGUUUGGCAGACAAGGAAGACACCUAUAGGCCUAAAUCAUAAAACCAGACGAUAUAGCUUUUUGUAAUUAUAGGUUUUGUUUAAAAGAAAACUGAGAAAGACAACAAGCCUGGAGAACAAUACAAGUGGGAUGUACAGAAAAAAGCAGAAGAAAACUUGAUUGUUUAGGUUGUUUUAUGUAAGCAGGUAUGACAUAAGAACAGUGAAGAAAGGGAAAACAAAGGCUAUACCAUGGGUGAUAGAGCUUUAAUAGUGAAUGCGCCCCCUCAUCAUUCACCUGUGAACACUAUGAACUUUGGAAGUACGAGUUGGUCACCUGGCAAUACCAUGAGUGCUAGUUAUGGUUCUGUGAGCCGAUCUCCUGGUAACACCAUGAGUUCUAGUGCUAAUUUUAAGUCCAUGAACAUGCAGGGAGAAAAUGGAAGCUUUAGUGCAAUGGAACAGCAAAUGUACCAAGCCGAGUCCAAGUCGGAGUUCUCCACCAUGUCAACAUCAGGAGGUGGAACAACAUACCAUACUCAAAGCCUCAACAGGUUUCCUCAAAAUGCUACAGCAGAGAUUAGGCAACUGGAUGCCAAUCAAAAUCAUGUACCCAAAAUGAGUUCCAUGGAUACCCAAAGAAGUUCCAUGGAUACCCAAUCGUUGAGAAGAAUAAAAUCUGAGUCUACAAUGGUUAAUGAAACAGUAAAUGAUACAAGUAUGGAGGACAGCGGAGGAAGAACAACAGUCCACAUUACUGGACCACCUCAGUCUAUGAUUGUGUCAGAAUGUGCUGUGGCGGAAAUGAAAGGUAGAGGAGGAACACAGAGUAUGACCUCAGAAGUAACGAGAAGAGGUACUGAACAGAUUACAACAACAUCUGAACAGAAAACAACGUUGUCAGAAGGUGGAAAGUGUACAUGUUGUCCCUAUGGCUACCACAUUGACCUUGGUUUUGUGCAAUAUUGUGAAAAUAUGUCUGAUGGAGCUUAUUUAAAAAAAUUGAAAAGAAUCCAGCGAGAAAAAAGAAAAUUACGCAAAUCCAUGGAAGUUUUUCUACAUCAGCAAGAAGAGGCAAAAACAACUCAGGAAUAUUAUACUCAGCCUGAAACUGUUAGUGUACAGGCUACUGCUUUCUUAAAAGAUGUUGAGCGACAGAAUAAUGUUACAAACAAAGUUUUAGAUGAAAUAGAUUCUUCUGUUGACCAUACCUUACAUUCAAUAGACUCUAUGAUGUAUACAGCAAAAAGUUCACGAAUGUUUUCAGAGAGUGAUGAAACAUCAGCAUCCUCAAGUCCUGGAACAACAGUAAAAUUUAACACAUUCCCGUUGAAACGAGGGAGAGACAUUCAGGAAGAUAUUGCAAUAUAUAACAAUAGUUUUGAAAAGAGUGGUAGAACGGAUUCUCAAAGUUCGUUAUCAUCUAUUUCUACUGUAGCUAGCGAACGUUCUUCUCCCUAUACACCAUACAACUACACUACAACAUCACAUAGUGUCACCAGUGAAACUAUCUCGAAAAUUACCCAUAUUACAUCUGAUCAGCUGGCAGCUACCAUGGCAACACAUUUACCUACAGAAGAUGGUGCUGCAUCUCCUCAGUCAUCUACUACAACCAUAAACAAAAAUUCCCUCACUGCCAUCCGUGAAGCAAUGGCCGUAAGUUUGCAACGGUUGAAAGAAUUAGAGGAGCAAGUUAAAGCAUUACCUGUGUUACAAGUGAGAAUCUCAGUGCUUAAAGAAGAGAAACGUCUUUUGGCGCUUCAACAAAAAGCAAAGGAGGUUAAAAAUACAAGAACAGUUGGUGUAGGUGAUUAUAAUGUAAAUGAGGUGCCAUCUCCUGCUACUCCAUCUAGGUUUGACUUCAGAGUCAAAUCUCCACCAGUGGCUCCUAAACCUAAAGUAAGAUUGGUUGGUGUUGGUGAUCAUAGUGUCAUAGAACCAUAUCUACUUCAACCAGACUUGCCUACAGGAUAUACAAUUAGAGACAAUGAGACAUCAACAGACAGUCAGUUUUACCAACGUGAUACAUAUGUUAUUGAGAGAGAUAGAACACAGUCAGCGCUUUACUCACCAUUCAACAAAACACCAAAACCACAAACAAGAACCAUAGGAAUUGGUGAAGGUAAUGUCUUUGAUGAUGCUAGUAUGAGAAUACAUGAAAAGGAAUUAAGAACAGUUAUUAUUGGGCAGAAUCAAGGUGUUGGUAAGAGAAAUGUUGGUGUUGACUGUAGAGUUGCCACCAGAGAUGUUGGUAUGAUGUACUCUGCUGAUGACGAAAAACCAUCAACAAGAACUGUGGGUGUAAAUGUUGAUACCGGUGCUUUUAUGAGUUCAUUAAACUUCAAAGCUGAGGAAAUGAGAUCUGCCCUGAAAGAAGUGUUGUCAAAAAGUGUUAGGAGCAUAGGAACAUCAUGUGAAAUGACUGUUGAGAAACGAAGUACUGGCGUACAAUAUUCAAGUUCAUUUACACGAUCUAUUGGUGUGGGAGAGGACGACAUUGACAUUAUUAUUAAAAAACCAGUACACAUGAAAUCAAUAGGAAUUGAUGUGUGUCCACUUUCAAUUAAUAAAUCUGUAAAUACAGAUUAUGGCUGGAAACUUGACCAAAGCACUAACACCAUGCAAUUGUUCAUGGAGAAUAAGUCAUGUUCAACGGAGCGUGCUCGUCAGGGAACUGUUAGCACUAUGACUGAGGAUAGUCGAAUGGUUUCUGAUAAAACUCAAACUGAUCUAAAAGUGUUCCAAGCUCUUGAAGUGGUUAAAAACCAGGGUACCAAUCCACGUAAACAACAUCAGAAAAAUACUGGAAUGAAUACUGAAGUUAAAGAAUUAGUAGAUGAAGAUUUUGGUUUACGUGUGACAUACAAAUAUAGAGGAUUAAAUGCUUUCGAUGCGACCACAAACACUGAUGCUGCUCGAAAACAUGAUAUGUCUGUCAACACUGAGAGGAAAAAGCUUAGAGAUGUAGCUGUUAGUGAAGAUACUGUUGAUUCUUUUGUCUGUAACUUUGAAGAGGAAGUACAAGAAAGAAUGGAAGAAGAAACCGUAGAAGAGGUAAUCUAUCGAGAGCAGGAUGAAAUUAUUGAAAAAGAAUGGACGGAGAAAACAAGAAAGAGAACUGUUGAAGAGGUUGAGGGACCAAUUGAAGAGAGUGAGGUAAAAACUAUUAUGGUCAGAGAAGUUCCAACUGCAACACAAGUUGUCAGACAAAUUGUUGCUCCUACUGGUAAAGUUAUUAUCAGUAGUCCUGGCAAGAAAACUGGUGCUGAUGAUAUGGUAGAGAAAAAAAUUACAAGUAAAGGAGGUUCUUAUACAUUACAAACAAUAACAAGAAAAUCAGUCAGUGAUGAUGAGGAUGAGGAAAAUGCUGGUCAAACAACUACUACUAUUUCUACUACUGGUAGUGGCUUAAGGUCAGGUGGUGAUAGUUCUGGAGGCCUAGAGGUCACUACAUCCUCUCUUACUAAGCAGAAGCUUGUUGACGAUACUGAAUUUCAUAGUAAUGUCAAGAGUACACAAGAACGAGCCUUAAGAUUAAAAGCUAAAAUGGAUAAAUUACAUGGUGAUACUGACACAACAACAUCAAAAACAACAAUUCAUAGUUCAAGUGGGGGAUACCUUGAUUAUCUGGAUAAUAAAAAAAAAUCUGGUGAUAGAUUUGGCUCUGGUGAAUAUUUAGUUAAUACAUCAAGUAGAACUCAUGGAUUGGGAUCUGAUGAGAAUUUAAAUGAUUCUGGAUCAUCUUUUACAUCAUCUACUACAUCAUACCGAACAGAUGGUGGAGGAUCCGGGACAUCUGAUGGAGGAUAUAAAAUUAUUACUGCAUCCUCCAGUAAAACAGCUAGCAGUGGGUCAGAUGGUCAUUCUGGAGGUGGAAGUAAAAUAAUUUCUUCAAGCUCUUCAAGAAGUAGUGGGUCAGAUGGGCAGUCCGGAGGUGGAUCUAUUAUGAUUUCAUCAAGCUCUUCAAGAGGUAGUGGGUCAGAUGGUCAAUUGGGAAGUGGAUACAAAACAAUUUCUUCGAGCUCUUCAAGAAGUAGUGGGUCAGAUGGACAGUCUGAAGGUGGAUACAAAACGAUUUCAUCCAGCUCUUCUAGAAGUAGUGGGUCAGAUGGCCAGUCCGGUGGCGGAUCUAUAAUGAUUUCAUCAAGCUCUUCACGAAGUAGUGGUUCAGAUAGCCAAUCAGGAGGAGGAUACAAGAUGGUUUCAUCUAACUCCUCUGGUGGUAGUGGAAUUUCAGGAUCAAAUGAUAAGUCUGGUGGUGGAUACAAGAUAAUGAAAUCAUCAUCUAGCUCUUCUCGUGGAAGUGGGUUGUCAGGGUCAGAUGAACAUUUAGGUACUUCACUGUCAUCAUCCCAGACCAGUGAAUCAUCAUCCGAUCAAGGAUUAGGAACAUCAUCUAGUUCUGAUGAAGUGACCACCAUUACUCAGAUUUAUACUCUAGAGGAUUAUUAUGGCGGAGGAAAAAGUUACUAUGAGAAAUAUGUCAAAUCUAAGGAUGGAGGUGUCAAGGCUAUAGAAAGGAGGCCUACUGGAGAGGAUUCUGAUGCCAUUGAUUCUGGCUCUCUUAAAUCUUGUAUUAAAACUACGAAAUCUGAGAAAAAAGCAAAGAAAGGAAUAAGAUUUGCUGAAAAUGUUGUUGGAGGGUACACAUCUAGUAGUACAGAUUCUGACGAUGAUGAUGGAUCAGACAGUGGCUCUGCCAGCUAUGAUGAGGGGUCGUAUGAUGGCAGAGAGGGCAGUAUAGUAUACCAAUGUAAAGAUGAUGAAGCUAUUGCUAAAGGAAGACCUGGAGCCCAGAUGUUUGACCAGAAUAUCCGGGAAACUUUCGAGCUAAGUAGAGGGAUGAGAAAUUCAUGUGAAACUUUAUCCAAGUAUUUGGAAGACUCCACAGAGGUUCAGACUAAAGAACUAAAUGCUAGUUUAGAGAUUAUUAAAGAGGAAUGGUUUAAGAUUUCCAGUGGUAAACUAUCAGAGCCUUACCAAGUGGAAGAUUUUAUGUCCAGUUUUAAUGAAAUUUCUAGACGUCUGCUGGAGUAUAUUGUUAAUAUCCAAGAUUCUAAUGGAAAUACUGCUCUUCACUAUGCAGUAUCACAUUGUAAUUUCGAGGUGGUCAGUCUCCUCCUCGACACUGGUAUUGUAGAUCUAAACAAACAGAACAAAGCAGGAUAUACUUCUACAAUGUUAGCUACUCUAGCCUACACACAGACAGACAGACAGAGGGAAGUUGUUAAAAGACUGUUUUCUAUGACUGAUACUAAUGCUAAAGCAUCCAAGGAUGGUCAAACUGCCCUGAUGUUAGCGGUCAGUCAAGGUCGUACAGAGAUGGUUAAUAUGCUGAUAGAUAGUGGUGCUGAUAUAAAUGUACAAGAUGAUGAAGGAUCUACAGCCCUCAUGUGUGCAUGUGAACACGGCCAUACUGAUAUUGUUAAAAUUCUCCUAGCUCAUCCUGACUGUGAUUCAACCCUUUCAGACAAUGAUGGAUGUACAGCCUUGUCUAUAGCCAUGGAGGCUGGCCAUAAAGAUAUAGGAGUUAUAUUAUAUGCUCAUGUUAAUUUUAAAAGUCAGUCCUCUCCUGCAAUAGUUAAAAAACGGAGAACUUCUGGAAAUACUUCACCUUUACCAAGUCCAACAAUAAGAUAGCAUGUUUUAUAAUAAUGUCCAGAUAAAGCAGACUGUGGUGAUAUUCUGACCCCAAGAUGGUACUUAAGCAGAGCUUGCCAGAUGAGUUGUCCAGUAUUGAUGCAUUUGUAACCAGUCGAGCAUUUA
Molecule: messenger RNA, 5852 nt
Organism: Mytilus trossulus (common blue mussel)
Lineage: Eukaryota; Metazoa; Mollusca; Bivalvia; Mytilida; Mytilidae
Product: serine-rich adhesin for platelets-like
Exons: 13
Coding region: 339-5726 (1795 amino acids)
Biological process (GO): negative regulation of actin filament polymerization
Cellular component (GO): cytoplasm; cytoskeleton
Molecular function (GO): protein binding
Source: RefSeq, a predicted model, not a curated record